AACAAUAACCAUCUUAAUACGUUAUUAGCCUCUCCAUCUCUGAAUACUAUUUCUACGUACCCCUUUACAUUCCCAAAGACCGCCCUCCCCUGCUUCCUUAUCAUGCAUCCAAUCCUCUUCUCCCGGAAAUCGUCGCCACUACUCCCACCCUCGUUGGCGCUUCUAAGCAACAUGAAAUCCGGUGGCCGGAGAAACAACAACCUCUCCAUCUUUGUGGUGGUUUGCUCGUUUUUUCUCUUCGGAUGUUUCAUGUACAGCGAGGACUUCAAGUCCAUUGCCGAGUUCCCAUUCUCUACGCCCAAACCAAACGCAGAAAGCCCAGUCCUAGAAAACAGAGCAUCCUCUGUUGGGAAAGUGGAAACAGAGGAAGGAGAAACAGAGCAGCCAUUGCAGGGAGAUGAAGAUGCUGAGAAUAGUUUAGAGUUGCCACCGGAAGAUUGUGAUCUCUUUACAGGGGAAUGGGUGUAUGAUAAUGUGAGCCAUCCUCUGUAUAGAGAGACGGAAUGUGAGUUUCUUACAGCUCAGGUCACUUGCAUAAGGAAUGGAAGAAAAGACUCUUCGUACCAGAACUGGAGGUGGCAACCCAGAGAUUGUUCUUUGCCCAAGUUCAAUCCCAAGUUGUUAGUUGAGAAGUUGAGGAAUAAGCGGAUGAUGUUUGUUGGGGAUUCCUUGAAUAGAAAUCAAUGGGAAUCAAUGGUUUGUUUGGUUCAAUCAGUCGUUCCUAUAGGGAGGAAAAGCUUGACCAAGACUGGAUCUUUAUCAGUUUUCAGAAUUGAGGACUUUAAUGUAACAAUUGAAUUUUAUUGGGCUCCAUUUCUAGUAGAAUCUAACUCGGAUGAUCCAAACAUGCAUAGCAUCUUGAACCGGAUUAUUAUGCCCGAAUCCAUCAUAAAACACGGUCAAAUGUGGAAAGGUGUGGACUAUCUCAUAUUCAACACAUACAUAUGGUGGAUGAACACUUUUGCCAUGAAAGUCUUACGUGGAUCAUUCGAUGAAGGUUCGAUAGAAUAUGAUGAUGUCCCUAGGCACGUGGCUUAUCGGAGGGUGUUAUCUACUUGGGCUAAAUGGGUGGAAGAAAAUGUGAAUCCAAAUCGAACUCAAAUAUUUUUCAUGAGCAUGUCUCCUCUUCAUAUCAGGAGCUCUGAUUGGAAAAAUCCGGAUGGGAUAAAAUGUGCAAAGGAGACCAGCCCAAUUCUGAAUGCUACCAUGAACUUGGAUGUGGGAACAGAUAAGAAGCUAUUUAAGAUAGCCUCAAACAUAACUCAGAAUAUGAAAAUCUUAGUUCACUUCCUCAACAUCACAACUCUCUCCGAGUAUAGGAAAGAUGCACACACUUCAGUCUACACCAUUCGGCAAGGGAAAAUUUUGACUCCAGACGAACAAGCAGACCCUGAUACCUAUGCUGAUUGCAUACAUUGGUGCUUACCUGGACUCCCUGACACGUGGAAUGAAUUCCUUUACACUCGCGUCAUCUCUCGUCCCUGACAUGUGUUUUCCACACUUCCAGAGUUCAACCCUUUGCAUUCCUUUACACCCAAAUAUUUGCAUUGAAGUGUCUUUGCUUUUUUCUCUGGCAUAGUUUUCAUUUUGUUCUUUAUAUUUAUUUUUCGUGUAUGAUUAGUUCAAAACAGUCAAUUGACAGAAAAGAAUCUCCAAUUCUUGAUGUAUGAUCAAAUUGUAUAAUAAUCUGAUACCUUUCUCCUCAAAAAAUCAACACAUAAGAUCAAUAUAAACCAGCCUCAUCAAAGAACAUUGAAAGAUGAGUUACAG
Molecule: messenger RNA, 1770 nt
Organism: Cuscuta epithymum
Lineage: Eukaryota; Viridiplantae; Streptophyta; Magnoliopsida; Solanales; Convolvulaceae
Source: the annotation of a GenBank genome assembly